Ilex paraguariensis (yerba mate) is the source of this 909-nucleotide messenger RNA. Lineage: Eukaryota; Viridiplantae; Streptophyta; Magnoliopsida; Aquifoliales; Aquifoliaceae. The record is from the annotation of a GenBank genome assembly.
AUGCCUGAUAUAUUGCAUGUGCAUACAUCAUCUAACACUAUGCAUAAGCAUUCACAACCAUCACCACAGACGCUAUCUUCUAGGUCAUUGUCACGCGUACAGUCUUCCCAGCCAUCAUCACUUAGACAGUCAGGCAUAAGUGACACAGUUUCAACUAAGCGAGGUCGAGGUCCAGCUAAGGGUCCUAUGGAAUGGGGAACUGGAGUGAAACUUAAGGUUGAGUUUGAUUCCAAGUUUCAGCCAAUAGGUAAGAAUGAAAAAUGGCUAAAGUCAGCGUUGGAAAAUAUAGUACGCAAUGAGCAUAGAGUUCCUUUCACUUAUAUCGAUUGGGCUUCAAUACCUGUUGAUAUACUUGAUACAAUUUGGAAAGAAGUGGAGGCUGAAUUUGAUGUGCAACUUUCUCAAUAUGAUGAGUCAGACCGUACACCACCUCUUCGAGAUCAAAUUUUCCACAAGUUGUUGGGAGAAGAUAGACAUGGAUACUGCAAGACCUACAGCACUGAGCCGCAAAUUAAAGCUGAAUUUGACAAGAUUCAUGCAAGGAUUUGUUUGUUGGAAUCACAAGCCGAUAGUGUAGGUGGAUCUAGGGUUAAUGCCAAUCAGGCUCUAGACACGUCUAGUGCACAUCAGUUGUUGAGGGAGUUGGAUGAAGAAAUACCGCCACGGUCAAUUGAGAAGUCAUCCAUACCAUCUCCAUCUCCCUUGCCUUCUGAUGAGGUGAAAUGUAUUUGAAUUUUUUGUAUUUGACAUUUGAUUAAUUUGUUAGGUUUGAGUGUAUUAUUAAAGAUAUGAAUAAUAAUUUUAGCUUUGAAUGUGUAGUAAAUGGCUUCCUUAAUGGAUGAAAGGUAUGGAAAGUUUCAACUUUGGGUAAAAGGGCUAUGUUGUUGUUUUUUUUUUUUUUGGAAUUGA